AUGGCCGUGCCCCAGCGCGCGCCCGGCCGCAUGUGCGUGUCCUCGUCCCGCUGCUGCUCUUGUCGUGCGCCCCGAUGUGCCAUGGCCUCACCCCGCUGUUGUUGCUGUUGUUGCCGCCGUGACCGAAGCCCCGUCGUGGCCGCACAGGAGUUCUGCUUCAUCGCGCGCCCGCGCCGCCCACUCACCGCCACGCCUCGCUGCUGCUCUGGCCAUUGCCGCCUCCGCUCGAGCUCGCCGCGUCCCCGCAGCCAUCCCGCGCCCCGACCUGCUGCCGUGGCUCCCGGCGCUGCGCUCGCCUCACCCUGGCUUUAUCCCUACUCGCCGCGCCACCCGCUCGCGCCUGGGCCACCCCGCUCGUCUACUGCCGCCGCGCUGCUGGAGCCCGACCACGGCCUCCGCUCGCUGACCCUGCCGCCCACCGCUGCCGACGCCGCCCUGUCCCCUCGCCCCGCCGCGCCCGCUCCGGCCGGCCAUAGCCGCCGGCCGCGCACCCCGCGGCCAUCUCCGGCGUCCGGCACCGGUGACCUGGCGCGCCCCUUCGCCCAUGCCCGUUCGGGCGGGUUCGCCCGCCCGUUCGACGCGCCCGCCCCGGGUGGCCUCUAG
This is a messenger RNA of Aegilops tauschii subsp. strangulata, 603 nucleotides long. The record is from RefSeq and is a predicted model, not a curated record. Lineage: Eukaryota; Viridiplantae; Streptophyta; Magnoliopsida; Poales; Poaceae.